AUGGGGGAAAAACCGUUGAAGAUGUAAGUCACAGUUAUGAUAAUUCAUAGUAAUUUAUUAGCUUCCCCUAACUUGGUAGUAACGGUCAAAAUUAUAGCCUAAUAAAACUAGUUAACAGUGAGAGUCAACCACUACAAGCCGUGUAGCUAACUAACUUAGAUGGCUACGAUUGUCUCGAUGGUCAAGUUGUCCAAUUUCAUGAGAAAGUACAGUUGCUUGUUUGAAUAAAUUCUGCACGUAACUAGCUAGCUACGAUUUCAAUACUGUUUAAUCUAUUCUAGCCUUGCAUGUGGUGACGUAGAGGGAAGCAUUAAUGCUGUGUUUAACCGCGUUCGGACCAUCCAGAAGAAGAGCGGCCAGUUUGAUGUAAAUCCUAACCACACAUACACACACAUACACACACACACACACACACAUACAUACAUACAUAUCCCAUCAGUAGGUAAUCUCCUGUUCUCUCUGCAGCUGUUGCUGUGUGUAGGAAACUUCUUCGGUUUGUCUCCAGAAGCUCAGGCUGAAUGGCAGGAGUACAAAUCUGGAGCAAAGAAAGGUAACCUAUUGUGGUUCUGAAAUUAGGAACGACAUUGAUGGUCUGGAGUUAGGAACGACAUUGUGGGUCUGGAGUUAGGAACGACAUUGUGGGUCUGGAGUUAGGAACCACAUUGUGGGUCUGGAGUUAGGAACGACAUUGUGGGUCUGGAGCUAGGAACCACAUUGUGGGUCUGGAGCUAGGAACCACAUUGUGGGUCUGGAGUUAGGAACGACAUUGUGGGUCUGGAGUUAGGAACCACAUUGUGGGUCUGGAGUUAGGAACCACAUUGUGGGUCUGGAGUUAGGAACGACAUUGUGGGUCUGGAGUUAGGAACGACAUUGUGGGUCUGGAGUUAGGAACGACAUUGUGGGUCUGGAGUUAGAAACCACAUUGUGGGUCUGGAGUUAGGAACGACAUUGUGGGUCUGGAGUUAGGAACCACAUUGUGGGUCUGGAGUUAGGAACGACAUUGUGGGUCUGGAGCUAGGAACCACAUUGUGGGUCUGGAGCUAGGAACCACAUUGUGGGUCUGGAGUUAGGAACGACAUUGUGGGUCUGGAGUUAGGAACCACAUUGUGGGUCUGGAGUUAGGAACCACAUUGUGGGUCUGGAGUUAGGAACGACAUUGUGGGUCUGGAGUUAGGAACCACAUUGUGGGUCUGGAGUUAGGAACGACAUUGUGGGUCUGGAGUUAGGAACCACAUUGUGGGUCUGGAGCUAGGAACCACAUUGUGGGUCUGGAGUUAGGAACGACAUUGUGGGUCUGGAGUUAGGAACCACAUUGUGGGUCUGGAGUUAGGAACCACAUUGUGGGUCUGGAGUUAGGAACCACAUUGUGGGUCUGGAGUUAGGAACCACAUUGUGGGUCUGGAGUUAGGAACCACAUUGUCUUGACUGUUGUUGCAGCUCCCAUCCACACAUACAUCCUGGGAGCAGCCAGCCAGGAGACCCUCUGCUUCUUCCCCAGCGCUGAUGGCUGUGAGCUGGCUGACAACAUCACAUACCUU
This is a messenger RNA of Coregonus sp. 'balchen', 1538 nucleotides long. The record is from the annotation of a GenBank genome assembly. NCBI's taxonomy places the organism in Eukaryota, Metazoa, Chordata, Actinopteri, Salmoniformes, Salmonidae.